Molecule: messenger RNA, 1332 nt
Organism: Nematocida ausubeli
Lineage: Eukaryota; Fungi; Microsporidia
Exons: 1
Coding region: 1-1332 (443 amino acids)
Biological process (GO): glutathione metabolic process; cellular response to oxidative stress; cell redox homeostasis
Cellular component (GO): cytosol; mitochondrion
Molecular function (GO): flavin adenine dinucleotide binding; glutathione-disulfide reductase (NADPH) activity
Source: RefSeq, a predicted model, not a curated record
AUGUACGACCUGGCGGUAAUAGGAGGAGGGAGUGGUGGCCUGGCACUUUCUAAAAGGGCAGCUGCAGUCUAUGGGAAGAAAGUCUUGCUCGUUGAGAAGGAUGCCAUGGGAGGUACUUGUGUAAACACCGGGUGCAUUCCAAAGAAGAUGCUUUAUAAUCUGGCAUCUUUAAAUACGGAGGGAAAGUGUUUAUACGGAGACCAGAAGACAGAGCAUAAUUGGAAGGAAUUUAGAGAGAAGAGAGAUAAAUAUAUCCACUUUCUUAAUGAAAUGUACAUAAAAAGGAAUGAAAAGGACGAAGUUACAACUGCUAAGGGAACUGCAGUGAUUGGUAAAGAUUCAAUCAAUGUGGGUGAAGAUAUUUAUGCAGCGAAAGUGACAGUUCUUGCUAUGGGAUCUAGACCAAGUACUUUGGAGUGCACUGGAAAGGAGAAUUUCAUGACAAGCGAUGACUUUUUCAAGUUUGAUGAAGUCCCUGCAAGUAUAGUCAUCAUAGGCACAGGAUACAUUGCAAUUGAAACAGCAUGUGUACUUCAGGAAUUUGGCUGUAAGGUGACUCUGGUGGCAAGGAGAACAGGUGUACUAAGGGCCUUUGAUGAAAUGAUACAGAAAGGUGUGCAGGAUAGUCUUAUGCGCAAAGGAAUCCGUUUGAUUGAGAAAGUAACUGUCACUCAUGUAGAAAAAGUCAGUGAAGGCGUUAGAAUAACACUUGCAUCCGAGAGUGGAAGUGAAAUAAUCUCAGCAGAGAAGGUCAUCUGUGCAAUUGGAAGGCAUGCGAAUACAGAGGCAGUGAUGAACCCAGAGAUAAAAAAGACUCAGUAUGGGUUCAUAGAUACAGAUGACUUCUUUCAGACAACUUAUAGAAAUGUAUAUGCAAUUGGAGACAUAACCAUGGAUCAGCACAUGCUUACACCCGUGGCAAUAUUCUGUGGAAGGCGACUAGCUGACUAUUUGUAUAAAAAUACAGUUAAGAGGACCCUGAAGGAAUUAGUUCAGUCUGUUCCUACAGUUGUAUUUUCAUACCCUCCUGCUGGCUCAGUUGGAUACACAGAAGAACAAGCCAGAAAUAUAAAAGAUUCUGUGUCUGUGAAGGAGUUUCAGCUCUUCCACCCAGCAUCUCUUUUUUCCAGCCAAAAGAACACAUAUAAAUUUAUAGUGUGCAAUGAGACAUCUGAAAUAUGCGGAAUUCACGUGUAUGGCUAUGAGUGUGAUGAGAUUCUUCAGGGAUAUUCUGUGCUAGUGCGAAAUAAUAUUACAUAUCCUCAAAUGUCUGAAUAUUUCCAGUCGAUUGGUGCGGAUCCAUAUGACAUUCUAUCAGGCGUGUUUGAAUAA